Alligator sinensis (Chinese alligator) is the source of this 1294-nucleotide messenger RNA. It is a transcript of the gene PDAP1, whose product is annotated as PDGFA associated protein 1. Gene Ontology annotation, cellular component: cytosol. The annotation marks the transcript as partial. Gene Ontology annotation, molecular function: RNA binding. The record is from RefSeq and is a predicted model, not a curated record. NCBI's taxonomy places the organism in Eukaryota, Metazoa, Chordata, Crocodylia, Alligatoridae. The transcript has 5 exons.
GCAGGUAGAAAAGGAGGCCACAAAGGCCGUGCCAGGCAGUACACCAGCCCCGAGGAGAUCGAUGCUCAGCUUCAGGCAGAGAAACAAAAGGCUCGGGAAGAGGAGGAGCAAGAAGAGGGGGGUGAAGGAGCCACUGGGGAACCCCGAAAGGAGAAGAAAUCCUUAGAUUCAGAUGAAAGUGAAGAAGACGACGAGGACUAUCAGCAAAAGCGCAAAGGAGUGGAAGGCUUAAUAGACAUAGAGAAUCCCAACCGCGUUCUGCAGACAACCAAAAAAGUGACUCAGCUGGACCUGGAUGGCCCCAAGGAGCUGUCACGGCGAGAGCGGGAAGAGAUAGAGAAGCAGAAGGCAAAAGAAAGAUACAUGAAGAUGCAUCUAGCUGGCAAAACAGAGCAGGCGAAGGCAGAUCUCGCACGACUAGCCAUCAUCCGGAAGCAGAGGGAAGAAGCUGCCAGAAAGAAAGAGGAAGAAAGAAAAGCAAAAGACGAAGCGACCACAGCAGGCAAAAGAAUGCAGUCACUAUCCCUGAACAAGUAAGCCCAGGCCACGCUAAAGGAGGAAAUGCCAGGGAACUGUGCCUGGUGCCUGCCAGAGACUCUGUCGUGUCGCCUACCAUAGAUGCCACGUAGGGUGUACUGCAGCAUCGAAGUCACUUUCACCUCCAAGAGACACUGAUGAUGUGUUUGUCUUCAUCUUGGCACAGAAUUCCAUUUGGGGCUAGGGGGGCAGCUGCUACCUUGGGGGCAGAACCGCGCUCAACAGCAAUUCUCUGUGUAACCGUUUGGAAACCUGAAUGUUUUUAGGAUUCGGAGCAUGGGUGGGGGCAGGGCAGGGGGUGCCAGGGGAGGGGGAACGCUUCUGACAUUAGACUGCGAGGACUAGACCAUGGGAGCGGGGGGCUGAGGAGAGCCCCAGGGCCAGGCCUGCAUCUCCAAGAUCCAUUUCUGCAAAGGGCCCAUGAAAUUGAGCUGCAGAAAGUUGCAAGACUAGUCUGGGAGCUGACUUCAUGGCUGAUCCUUCUGGAGAUCUCUUCAUUCCCAUCUCCAUCCCAUUUUCCCUCCCCAGCCCCCCUCUCCCUCCUCUGGUUUUGGUUUUCUGUUUGGUUUUUGGGUUUUUUAGUUUUCCCCCCCUCCUCUGACUAGGGAUAGUGUCAGCAGCUUUUAAUCACACCCUUCUUUGUUCAAAGAACUUUCAUUGACUCUCUGAUGCCCAGGUAACCCCCUCCCCGCCCCGAAGCUUGGUAAAUUGAAAAGAAACUUGUAUAUUUGGCUGAUUAAAAUUUAAAUUAUCGUAA